This is a messenger RNA of Aegilops tauschii subsp. strangulata, 870 nucleotides long. Lineage: Eukaryota; Viridiplantae; Streptophyta; Magnoliopsida; Poales; Poaceae. The record is from RefSeq and is a predicted model, not a curated record.
AUGAAAGAAAGAGCUUCCAGGGUGGAGGACGACCUUAUCAAGCAAACCUCCAGGGCAGAGGCAGCGUUCAUUGAAAUGUGGAUCGUAGAGGACAGGGAGCUCCUGGCCGGUGGGGGAACGGGGCCCGAGGAGGAGGAAGAUGCUGAGGGCGACGACUUUUCUGAUGAGGGGAGUGAAGAGCGCGUCGUGGAAGAGGCUGCCGGUCUUGAUCCUGCCAGGGCAGGAACCCCUCAAGUCACGACAGCAGGGGCCCAAGAAGAGGACGAGACUGAGGAGACGAGGCAGCCCGAGGUGGAGGAAGAAGGGCUCGAGAUGGGUCCUCAAGCUCCAGAGCCAGGCCGCGCCCUGGCCGCGCGCUGCUCCGUCUGGCCGCGCCCGUCGCCCCGCGCCAACGCGCCUCCGCCUGCGCCCCUGCUCACUGCCCCGCGCGGCCUCGCCGCCACCGCUCCGCCGUACUGCCCCGUCUGGCCUCAAGACGCGCCCCGGCCGCGCUCACGGCGGCCCGCGCUCACCGUGGUCUCGCCCCGCACCAUUGCCUCACUCCCGCGCCGGUUCCCUCUCCCCUCUGUCCCCGCGCGAGCACCACCGCUCGCCGCUCGCCCCGUCGACGGCGCCCUCGCCUCCGUUCCCACCCUGCUCCCCCGCAAGCACCCCCCUCCUCUGCACUUGGCCGCGGCCCUGCUCCUGCGGCUCCCUCCACCGCGCCGGAGCCCCAGCGGUGGCCGGUGGUCGUGCCCGGGCCACGGCUCCCGUGCCUCCUCCCCGUUGUCCCGCGCCCGCUUGGGCAGUGCCCGCCGCCCGCGCCUGCUAAGGCCCAGUGGCCCUAUGACAAUGGGGCCCCACUCCAAAACGUUUAAAAAAAGAAUUUAA